Molecule: messenger RNA, 1314 nt
Organism: Mercurialis annua (annual mercury)
Lineage: Eukaryota; Viridiplantae; Streptophyta; Magnoliopsida; Malpighiales; Euphorbiaceae
Exons: 4
Coding region: 1-1314 (437 amino acids)
Source: RefSeq, a predicted model, not a curated record
AUGCUUGUUAUUAAUCAUGGUAUUGCUUUUCUUGGGUUACUAGAAACUAAAAAAGAGUCCAUUGAUUUAUUUAUGGUUCGUCGUCUAUGGCCAAACUUAGACUUUGAUAUCUUGUUUGUUUCGUCGGUUGGUGCUUCAGGUGGUUUAUUAUGGGUGUUGAACACCGUCUCUAUCAAUGUGACGUCAAUUUUAACUGGAAAUAGAUGGAUUUGUUCGGACUUUGUUUGGGAGGGGAUGAAUUAUCGCCAUAUCCUUAUCUAUGCGAGUUCGGUAAUUGCUGAUCGUAUUACCUUUUGGAAUGAUAUUCUUCAGCUGGUGGUGUUUAAUGGUUCAGUUGAUAUUAGUGGGGAUUUCAAUGAAAUUCUUAUUCCGGAGGAAAGAACAAACAGCUCUGGUUAUACCUCAUCUAUAAUGAAGGGGAGCUCAUUGACUUACCUCUCCAAGGAAGAACAGUGGCCGUCUAUGUCCCUCACUGCCCUUUCUAAAGGAUUAUCUGACCACUCUCCAAUUCUUUUCAAGUUUGGAAAUGAAGUAGAUUGGGGUCCAAAACCAUUCCGCUCUAUCGAUGCUUGGUGGAAGCACGAUAACUUUUCAGAAUUUGCAGCUAAUUCACGGUUAAAAGCAGGUGAGUCUCACACAACCCUUGUUCCUAAGCUGAAAGAUCUCCGCAAUCGGUUGAAAGACUGGAAUCAACAGGUUUUUGCUGAUUCUCGUGCUCGAACUGAAUCAGAGAUUGAAACGCUGGCUUCUCUUCGAACAGAGUUUCUAAUUGCAGCUGUUCAAAACGGUAAUGAGAGAUUCACGGACCUAGAGGCUAUGAAAUUCAGUAUCAGACAGUUCUUCAGCUCAUUAUUUGAGCGACAUCAUAAGGCAGAUUAUAUGCUCUCCAAUCUUUGCUUCAGUAAACUCUCACCUGCACAAUCUGAACAUCUGCUAAGAGCUUUUAGUGAAGCAGAAAUCCUCUCUUGCGUUAACUCUAUUAAUCAGCUUAAAGCACCGGGACCGGACGAUUUCAAUUUUUUCUUUUACAAGCGAGCUUGGAGCUUCUCGAAGCAGGAUAUUUUGAACUUCUUUAGCACUUUUCAUGAGACAACUUUCCUGCCUAAAGGCAUUAAUACAUCUUUUUCUGUUCUUAUUCCGAAGGUGACGGGUUCAGCUAAUUUAUCAGAUUAUCGCCCAAUCGGUUUUGUAAAUGGCAUCUACAAACUCCUUUCGAAAGUUCUUUCCAUGAGACUUGCUCCUAUGCUUCCAGAUAUUAUUUCAGAUUACCAACAUGCUUUCAUUAAAGGAGGAGUAUUCUUGAUUGUUCUAUGA